Molecule: messenger RNA, 1216 nt
Organism: Suillus clintonianus
Lineage: Eukaryota; Fungi; Basidiomycota; Agaricomycetes; Boletales; Suillaceae
Product: thioesterase-like superfamily-domain-containing protein
Exons: 5
Coding region: 79-1083 (334 amino acids)
Source: RefSeq, a predicted model, not a curated record
UGGUUCCUUCCUUCUGCGGCCUGCCUAUAGCUUGUAGCUAUACUAGUCAAUGACCGUUCUCACUUUCAAAUUGUCUAUAUGGUCCCACUAGUGCGAGCUUUAGAUGUUUCAGAAACCUCGCGAUGCAGUGGAGCCGCUACAUACGCAACGGAGCUAGAUAGUAGCUGGGUCAUUGGAAUUCCUCAAGGAGGUUAUUCAUUGGGGCAGAUAGUAGAAGCUUGCACUCGAUUUCAAUCGGAGACAGCACAUAAAGAUCCAAUCCACGUUACCGCCCAUUUUCUUCGUGCGACGAAUGUUGGGCCUGCGGAAGUGCGCGUCAGCGUCCAAAAGAUAGGGAAGAAUUUCACCAAUCUUUCAGCGGACCUCGUCCAGGGGGGGGACAUCAGACUAUUAUCCCACCUUAUCUUUGGUGAUCUUACUCCCGUGCCGGGCGGUAUUCCUCGCAGUUUAGCGCCACCAUCACCAUACGCUCGGCGUCUACCCCUGCACAAUCAUCCUUCUGCGGCGGUCCGAGAUGGGAUGAGGCGUGCCUGGAAGUUCCAUUCACUUCUGGAUUGGUCCAUAGACCGCAGCAUCCUGUCGCGGAAUGCUAUGCGCAGCCAGACCCGAGCUGAUACCGAGAUCAUAGGCGGAGGAGGAGUCGAGUGGGGUGCAUGGUGUGAGCUAACCAGAACAGAAGAUGAAAUCAAGCCUUCGUCUAUCCCAUUUUUUGGGGACAUGUUCCGCAACCUCCCUUCCCUCUUACCUGACUCAGAGCCAGCUAGUCAAGGAACAUCAGAUUGUUGGUUUCCGACCGUGACCAUGACCGUCGAAUUCAAGGCUCGUAUCCCCUCAUCGCAGGAUUACGCUUCUCGAACGGUUGGAUUAUACAGCGAAUCACGAUUUUUGACUGAUCCUCAUGGAAGACACAAUGCUCACGUUGAAGUUUGGACUGCCCCCUCUGCAAUUGGCCAGGGUAAUUUAGAAGCUGGUUGGAGGGACAAGCAGUACUGCAUUGCAGUCGUUGACCAAAUGGCUCUCACCGUGUCUAUGGAGAUCAACCACCGCCAAGGCAGCAGGAGAGAAGUGAUCACCAAGCUGUAGGCUACCCUGAGCUCUGGGUAGUUUCGAAAUAUAUUUGAGCCUGGAGUACUAGUGAAUGUGAGACGCGCAUCGACGAGCCCUACUAAUAGGUGCGUAUCAUAGCUACUGUUUGGUUUCGAGCACUGUCCAGAGA